GCCCGAUGCGUGUGAUUUUCCAUUUUUCAAUCUUCUCUUUGUUCCACCACCGCCGGCGGGGCGAUCUCCCGCGCGCGACGCCAUGGAUUUGGCGGUGGGCGCAUCGGAGGCUACCAUCAAGUCCCUCCUCACAAAGCUAGGCACCCUUCUCGCGGCGGAGUACACCCUGGUCCGGGGUGUGCGCGGCGACAUCCAGUUCAUCAGAGACGAGCUCGCCAGCAUGCAGGCCUUCCUCAGCAACCUCAGCCACAGCAAGGACGGCCACGACGACCAGACGGAGGACUGGAUGAAGCAGAUCCGCGAAGUCGCCUACGACAUCGAGGACUGCGUCGACGACUUCAUCCACAGCCUCGACCCCGACCGCCGCGGCGACGACCUAUGGUCAAUCAUCGUCAAGGCCCUGUACGAGCUCCGGACAUGGUGGCCGCGCCGCAACAUUGCUGCUAAGAUUGCUGAACUCAAGGAGCGGGCGCAGCAUGUGGGUGAACGGCGCAACAGGUAUGGCGUCCCUAAUCCAGAUCCAGCCAAGAAGAAGAGUAGCAUGGGAGGGUAUUUUGCCGCUGAGCAUCAGGAGAUAACACCUCGGCUCGUCGGCAUCAGUGAGCCGGUGGGGGUGAAUGAAAUGACGACGCUUCAGGAGUGGCUCAUCUCUGAUAAGAAGGAGCUUCGCGUGCUAUCCAUCUUCGGUUUUGGCGGCGUGGGGAAAACCACAGCCGCCAUGGCGCUCUACCGGAAAUGCGGGGUUAAGUUUAAGCGCCGGGCAAUGGUCACCGUGUCUCAUGGCACCGAUCCUGAUGAAGUCCUCAAGGACAUACUGAAGCAAGUCAAGGAGAGUAACGUGCAUCAGCAAGGUCAGAUCCGUAGCACCGCAAACACCUCGGCGAAGAAGGAUCAAGCAUCACCAGAUCCACAAAGACAAAGCAUGAUGAGCUUCUUCCAAAAGCACACGAGCAGGUUGAGCCAAAUUACGCGGUGCGCGCGUAGUCAAGUGGAUGAUGGCACAACCUCCAAGGAGCACGAAGCCAUAACAAGGGAGCUGCGGGAACACCUGCAAGGAAAUAGGUAUUUACUAUUAAUUGACGAUGUCUGGUCUUCAUCUACAUGGCAGACAAUUUGGAGCUGCUUGCCAAAAAAUGCUGAAGGUAGCAGAGUUAUGGUGACCACACGGUUCGAAGCUGUCGCGAACACAUCAGUUACUCACCAUAAACAUUUCCAUAAAAUGCAAGUUCUGUCCCGGAGUGAUGCCCAGAAAUUGUUUGAAGAAAGUAUGGAAGACAGGCAGCCAGGCCUGAAGGACCGGGUACCUGCAAGAAUCUGGGAGAUGUGUGGUGGCCUGCCAUUGCCCAUAGUUACCAUGGCAGGUCUUGUGGCAUCCAAGCCGCUUACAGAGCAAAAUGAAUGGAUUGAAGUCUGUGAUUCCCUGUUUCCACAACCACAAGUAUGCCAUAAACCUGAGGAAUUCAUGAGGAUUAUCAAUUACUGCUACACUGCGUUGCCCAGUGAUCUCAAGGCUUGUUCUCUGUAUCUAUGCCUAUUCCCCAAGGGGCGCAAGAUUAGAAGGAAGCGGCUGAUCAGGCGCUGGAUAGCAGAAGGUUUUGUUAGUGAGAAGCAUGGGUUGAGUGAGGAGGAUGUCGCAGAGACGUGCUUUAACCAACUCGUCGAUAGGAAGAUAAUACGGCCCAUAGAGCACAGCAGCAAUGGGAAGGUAAAGAGAUGUCAAGUCCAUGACAUGGUGCUUGAAUACAUCAUCUCCAAGGCAGGCGAAGAGAAUUUUGCCACUGUGGUUGGCGGACAGUGGUCCAUGCCAACACGAAGCAACAAGGUCCGCAGGCUGUCCCUCCACAGCACUGACUCCAAGCGUGCCAAGGAAGCAGAUCGCAUGAACUUGUCUCAUGUUCGAUCACUGACGGUGUUUGGGAGCCUGGAACACCUGCAUUUCAAGUCAUUCAAGACUGGAAUUGUGCAGGUACUGGACCUUGAAGGCUGCGGGGGUUUUAAUGAGAAUCGUGUCAGUGUUUCGGACAUAUGUAAAAUGACCUUACUCAGGUACCUCAGCCUCCGUGGAACGGAUGUCAGGAAAUUACCCUCCAACAUUGGGGAUCUCAAGUACUUGGAAACCCUGGACGUAAGGGAGACCAAGGUUUGUGAGCUACCUCCAUCUGUAGGUCAGCUGGAACGAAUCAGUAACAUACUUGGCGGAGACAAGGAAACAAGGGCGGCCCUGAAGGUGCCUAGAGAGAUCAAGGGAACAGCGAAGACCCUGCACGUGUUGUCAGGGAUUGAGAUUGCCGAGGGAUCAAAUACUGCAUCUGAACUCAAUUAUUUUACCGGACUCAGGAAGCUGGCCAUUUACAAGCUCCGAACCAGCGAUCAGAGUUUGAUCUCCAAAAAAAAGAGUGACCAGAUGUUGGAGGAUUUAAUCUCCUCCAUCCAGUACCUCAGUGGUUAUUAUCUCAAAACUCUAGUCAUUGAUGUCGAGUCAUCUGACUUCCUUAGCAUGCUGGACGACAUGGAGUCCCCUCCAAUAUACCUGACAGCUCUUGAGCUCUCUGGCAGGUUUGUUGCACUACCAAAAUGGCUCCCUGAUCUCAGCAAUCUUGUUAAAUUAGCCCUUUCAGUGACAGCUCUACAUACAGAUACUUUGAAGCUCCUCAGCAACUUGGGGGCAUUGUUUUCCCUCACCUUCUCAGUCUGUGCAGCAAAACAUGAUCCUGAUACAGCAUCCAUUCUUGGGACCAACAAGUCCAAAUACAGAGGCGAGAUCUUUGUGCCGGCUGGAGGGUUCCUUAAGCUCAAGCUGCUUCGCAUAUUCAUACCGUUUCUGCCAUCACUCAACUUUUCCGCAGGAGCUAUGCCAGCAGUCGAAAGGCUUGAACUGCGUUUCAAAAGGUUGGAAGGUCUUCAUGGCAUGGACAAUCUUGAAAGUAUCCAUGAUGUGAUCUUGUCUGUUGAUGGCCAGGCUGGAGGGACUACCAAGGUGAUUCUCGAUGAAUUGAAAAGAGCACAACAUAAAUAUGCCCUGAAUGUUAAUGAAUAGUAUGAUCGACUGAAAUGCCAACAUACCAUGGUGUUUCAUCGUUCCUACAACAUCAUUCGACCUCAGAUUCGCCAUCAUACAGUAAAGAUGCUGUUCUUGGGCCAUUAUUCUUGAAGCAAAAUCACGCCCAGCUAUAUGUUUCCUUUAGCUUUUACGUUCAUGGUAUGCUUGUAUGACCCUGUGGUUGACUUUCUCUCAAUCUUAGGCUAAACCUAGGGGGUCUUUCCUCAACGGGUCGAGUAUUUUUUUUCAUUGUAUGCUUUAAAUUUUGGCAAAUGAUUUUGUAAUUGUGGAACGAGACAUUUGUUUUCCUCAACGGGCCAUCAUUGUCACAUGAAGUGCUGUGACAUGUCUAUAAGAUCGUUAAAGGCGAUUGAGAGGACUUCGAAUUA
Panicum hallii is the source of this 3429-nucleotide messenger RNA. Its product is annotated as disease resistance protein RPM1-like. Bases 83 to 3037 code for a protein of 984 amino acids. Gene Ontology annotation, biological process: defense response to other organism. The transcript is spliced from 2 exons. Gene Ontology annotation, molecular function: ADP binding. NCBI's taxonomy places the organism in Eukaryota, Viridiplantae, Streptophyta, Magnoliopsida, Poales, Poaceae. The record is from RefSeq and is a predicted model, not a curated record.